This is a messenger RNA of Galeopterus variegatus (Sunda flying lemur), 2642 nucleotides long. RefSeq names its product low density lipoprotein receptor (gene LDLR). The coding region runs from base 87 to 2552 and encodes 821 amino acids. Gene Ontology annotation, molecular function: calcium ion binding; protein binding. NCBI's taxonomy places the organism in Eukaryota, Metazoa, Chordata, Mammalia, Dermoptera, Cynocephalidae. The record is from RefSeq and is a predicted model, not a curated record. The transcript is spliced from 17 exons.
CGCCUGGCCACGCGAAGGCCGGGUGUUCUGCGGGGACACAGAGUGCUGUGGUCCGGGGCAGGACGUUGCGGGCAGAGGCUGCGAUCAUGCGACCCGCGGAACGGGGGCUGCGCUGGGCCACCGCCCUGCUCCUCAUCGCAGCAGGAGCUGCAGUGGAAGAUAAGUGUGGGAGAAAUGAGUUCCAGUGCCAGGACGGGAAAUGCAUCUCCUACAAGUGGGUUUGCGAUGGCAGCUCUGAGUGCCAGGAUGGCUCUGAUGAGUCUCAGCAGACAUGCAUGUCUGUCACGUGCAAAUCGGGGGACUUCAGCUGUGGGGGCCGUGUCAACCGCUGCAUUCCUCAGUUCUGGAGAUGUGAUGGUCAAGUGGACUGUGAGAACGGCUCGGAUGAGCAAAGCUGUCCCCCUAAGACGUGCUCCCAGGACGAGUUCCAGUGCCAUGAUGGCAAGUGCAUCUCACGGCAGUUUGUCUGCGACCUGGACCGGGACUGCCUGGAUGGCUCCGAUGAGGUCUCCUGCCCAGUAACCACCUGCGGCCCUGUCAGCUUCCAGUGUAACAGCUCCGUCUGCAUCCCUGAGCUGUGGGCCUGCGAUGGUGAACACGACUGCGAGGACGGCUCCGAUGAGUGGCCACAGAACUGCGGAGGCCGUGACACGUCUGCCACCCAAGGAGACAAUGGCCCCUGCUCUGCCCAUGAGUUCCACUGUGGCAGCGGCGAAUGCAUCCAUGCCAGUUGGCACUGCGACGGUGGCCCCGACUGCAAGGACAAGUCUGACGAGGAGGACUGUGUUGUGGCCACCUGCCGCCCUGAUGAAUUCCAGUGCUUAGAUGGGACGUGCAUCCACGGCAGCCGGCAGUGUGACCGGGAGUACGACUGCAACGACAUGAGUGAUGAGCUUGCCUGCAACAACGGGACCAACGAGUGCUUGGACAACAACGGAGGGUGUUCCCACAUCUGCAACGACCUCAAGAUCGGCCAUGAGUGCCUGUGCCCUGGUGGCUUCCGCCUGGUGGAUCAGCGACAAUGCAAAGAUAUCGACGAGUGUCAGGACCCGGACACCUGCAGCCAGCUGUGCGUGAACCUGGAGGGCGGCUUCAAGUGCGAGUGUGAGGAGGGCUUCCAGCUGGACUCCAGCACCAAGGCCUGCAAAGCUGCAGGCUCCAUCGCCUAUCUCUUCUUCACCAACCGCCAUGAGGUGCGCAGGAUGACCCUCGACCGCAGCGAAUACACCAGCCUCAUCCCAAACCUGAAGAAUGUGGUCGCCCUGGACACGGAGGUGGCCAGCAACAGAAUCUACUGGUCUGAUCUGUCCCAGAGGAAGAUCUACAGCACCCAGAUCGACAGAGCCCACAGUCUCUCCUCCUACGACACCAUCAUCAGCAGGGACCUCCAGGCCCCCGAUGGGUUGGCUGUGGACUGGAUCCAUGGCCACAUAUACUGGACCGACUCCAUCCUGGGCACCGUCUCUGUGGCUGAUACCAAGGGCCUGAAGAGGAAAACACUCUUCAAGGAAAAAGGCUCCAAGCCCAGGGCCAUUGUGGUGGACCCUGUCCACGGAUUCAUGUACUGGACUGACUGGGGAACCCCUGCCAAGAUCGAGAAAGGGGGCCUGAACGGAGUGGAUGUGUACUCACUGGUGACCGAAGACAUCCAGUGGCCCAAUGGCAUCACCCUGGAUCUUUCCAAUGGCCGCCUCUACUGGGUCGACUCCAAACUGCACUCCAUCUCCAGCAUUGAUGUCAACGGAGGUAAUCGGAAGACCAUCUUGGAGGAUGAGAAAAAGCUGGCACACCCCUUCUCCGUGGCUGUCUUUGAGGACAAAGUAUUUUGGACAGAUGUCAUCAACGAAGCCAUUUUCAGUGCCAACCGUCUCACUGGCUCAGAUGUUAAUUUGGUGGCUGAAAACCUGUUAUCCCCAGAGGACAUUGUCCUGUUCCACAACCUCACACAGCCAAGAGGGGUGAACUGGUGUGAGAAAACAGCUCUCCACAAUGGUGGCUGCCAGUAUCUGUGUCUUCCGGCCCCGCAGAUCAACCCCCACUCGCCCAAGUUCACCUGUGCCUGCCCCGACGGCUUGCUACUGGCCCAGGACAUGAGGAGCUGCCUCACAGAGCCUGAGCCUGUAGUGACCACCCAGGGUACCUACACAGUCAGGCCGAAGGGCAGCUCUGCACCCAGGGGCCCAAAGCACACAGCCAGCCCACCUGCUCCCAGCAUGUCCCAGCAGCCUGUGGCCAUCCCUGAGCUCAACACAGUGGAGACGGUGACAAUGUCCCACCAAGUCCUGGGUGACAUGGCUGGCAGAGAGAACGCAGAGAAGCCCAGGAGUGUGGGGGCUGUGUCCAUCAUCCUCCCCAUUGUGCUGCUCGUCCUCCUCUGUUUCGGGGCCUUCCUCCUCUGGAAAAACUGGCGGCUCAAGAGCAUCAACAGUAUCAACUUUGACAACCCUGUGUACCAGAAGACCACAGAGGACGAGGUCCACAUUUGCCCGAACCAGGACGGCUACACCUACCCUUCGAGACAGAUGGUCCGCCUCGAGGAUGACGUGGCAUGAACAGCUGCCUCGCGUCCUGUCCCUCCCAGGAACCUGCUGCCACUCACAGGCAGGAAGAACCCUUUCUCUGCGGACCUUUGACCGUCUGUC